Messenger RNA from Caenorhabditis elegans, 993 nucleotides. It is a transcript of the gene srh-20, whose product is annotated as Serpentine Receptor, class H. Bases 1 to 969 code for a protein of 322 amino acids. The record is from RefSeq and is marked reviewed. NCBI's taxonomy places the organism in Eukaryota, Metazoa, Nematoda, Chromadorea, Rhabditida, Rhabditidae. The transcript has 3 exons.
AUGGACUGCCUUGAACCACCACCAAUAUUUGUCAGAAUUUCACUACAUUCUGUUCAUUUGAUAACAUUCCCUACCUAUGCUUUAGCAUUGUUUUCACUAAUUUUCAUAAAAACAAAAAUAUUUGCAAUUUAUCGAUUUUUCCUCAUUUGGCAUGUUCUGGACAAUUUGUUCUUCGAACUUUAUUCGUCUGUUAUGGUGGAGCCGGCCAUUCAUUCGCCGUAUCUCAUGAUGAGAACUACUGGAAUUUUAUCAAAACUUGGUGUUAGUGGCUCAAUUCAAUUUAAUCUAUUUUCAGUUGCUCUAGCAUAUAAUGGAGCUUCAAUUAGUGAGUUGUUCUACUUCCGGUACAAAGCAAGUGUCAGUUACAAGGAGCAUAAAUUUACGCAUUUUAUUCAAGUUCUUGUAUAUACUAUCAGGACUUUUGCUCUCCUUAGUUUGAUAUUUUCUCUUGCAACUAUGCAUGAAACGUCACGAUUUCAACUUGCUCAAAAAUCUGAUUUUUUGAAGUUAAAUCCUUUAGUAACAAUUGUAAACUGCGACACAGUUUAUCUCAUUGUUCCAUUUUCCGAUUAUGUUUCAUCAAUCACCUCUACAUUGUGGCUUUCUCAAACAAGCUUGCUCAUUAUUUUGGUACCAAGCACAACUUUGUUUGUAAAGUUCAAUUUGCCAACUUCCAUAUCAGAAACUACAUUAAAAGUUCAAAAUCAACUACUGAAAAGUUUGGUAUUUCAAACAAUUAUCCACGCAAUAAUGUUGGGUAUACCUAAUUGUAUGUUUAUAUAUGCAUUCUUCAAUGGAUAUAAAGAUGAAACGCUGGCCUACAUUGCAUUUAUCUGCUUAACCUACCACGGAUUUGCUUCGACACUUGCCUUGAUAAUAUUUACAAAACCACUAAGAAACUACAUUCUUGAAACUUUGAAAUUAAAGAAAACAUCUAGCAUUCAAGUUUCUAUGAAAGUUUCCAAUUGAAAUAUUGAAAAGUUUCCAAUAAAA